UCCUUAAAAAAAAAUUGAAAUCAUGAAAAAGCUUUAUGCAAAAACAACAUUUUCGAAUAGAAAAUCUAAUAAAAAUAAUAAACAAAUCGUUGAAGAUGUGACAGAUGCGGAUGCUGAUUUAAACCACAAACACAAACCGAUACUUGCUUACCAAACUGCAACGCCGCCACCACAAAUUAUAUCGCCACCGCAUCCUGCUGCUGUUGCGCAAAAUACUUUACAACGCGCAGCCUCGCGUAAAAGUAGUCUUAACUCAUAUAAACAACCAUUUGCUGCUGCUCCUCUAAAUCCCGAUCAAUUAACAUACAUUUUGCCAGCAUCAACAGAUCCAUCAACGCUACUGUAUCGGCAGUUUCAACAGCAACAAGAACUGCAACAUCAGCAACAGGAGGAGGAAUACAAUCAUUAUAUGCAAGAUGAAUCGACUAGGCAUUAUUAUUCCAUUGCUGAGUUGGAAGAUUUAAAUAUGCUUGAUCAUCGCCACCCGAAAUAUCAGCGUCAAUUGCGUUAUAAUCGCGUACCAUAUCAUGAACAUCAAAAACUUGUGUUACAACUUCCCAUGGUUGAAUCAACAUCAUCCUGCUACAAUGAUGAUAAUAAUAACAACAGCAGCACUACUACUCCAACUUCAGAUGGCAUAUCCAAUAAUCAUACAAAUGUUUGCUUUGUAAAUGCAUCUUCGUCAGCAUCAAUAUCAGCGUCAACAAUGAAAACACCAUCAACAACAAAAACAAACAUUACAACAGCAUCGGCAGCAUCGUCAGCAACAUCCUGUUCUUCGCCAAUUUAUGAAGCACCACAAAUUGUCACAUUGCCGGUCAAUAACAUAAACAGAAUAGAAAAUGAUGAAAAUGGUGAUAAUGAUUAUAAUGAUUCUGUUAAUUUUUUGCCCCUAUAUGGUCCGUCGUCGUCUAGCAUGCAUAGUUCAAUGCCCAUAACAACAUCACAUCAGCAUAUAUUACAAGGCGGCUGUAAUAGCAGUAGCGACAGUAGCGGUUACAAUAGCCUCACUAAUCUUUUAGAUGUACGAGAAGGUGGCAAUGUUGCAAGUGACUAUUAUCAGCGUCAACAACAUAAACAGCAGCAACUGAAUUAUCUCCCACAGCGACAUAAUUCGGUCAAAGCGAAUUUUAUUAAUGCCAAUUUUGAACAAAGUAUUAUUGGGGCCCGCGCCUCAGUUAUGGUCUACGAUGAUACCCAAAAGAAAUGGGUACCAUCGGGAAGUUCAUCUGGUCUCAGUAAAGUGCAAAUCUAUCAUCAUCAACAGAAUAAUACAUUUCGUGUUGUUGGUCGAAAAUUGCAUGAUCACGAAGUGGUCAUCAAUUGUUCUAUAGUUAAAGGUCUCAAAUAUAAUCAGGCUACAGCAACAUUUCAUCAAUGGCGCGAUUCAAAAAAUGUUUAUGGCCUAAAUUUUUCAAGCCAACAGGAUGCGGAGGGUUUUGCGCGAGCUAUGAUGCAUGCCUUAGAGGUACUAAGUGGUCGUGUAAUUAAUAAUCCAGGUCAGCCUACAAAUGGUAAUGGUUAUGAGGAAGAUAUGGGAUAUCGCACAAUGACUAGUGAAGAUGCGGCUAUAUUGCGUCAGCAACAAAUUGCUGGUCAAGUAACACCAUCGGCACAAACACCAACCUCACAAGCAAAUCAAAAUAAUAUACCACAAAGCCCACCUACACCACAAGGACAUCAUCGUACUAGCAGAAAUUCCCUUAGCGCUCCACCAGCACCCCAGCCACAACAAAUGUCAAUACCACAACAGCAGCAACAAGCACAACAAUUGUAUGGACAGACUACUAAUGGACCAACACAAAAUGGUAUGCAACAACAGCCACAGACACACAUACCACCUGUACCAGGUCAGACGCAAUAUCAUGCACCACAGCAAUUGCCACAGCAACAGCAGCAACAACAACAGCAACAACAUGCCGUUUAUGCGUCACAACAAAUGAUGAACACCGCAGGAUAUCAACAAAAUCAGUAUCAGCCAACCAGUCAUUACGUCUUAUCAAAUUCUAAUCCAAAUUUAAAUCUACAUCAAUACCCACAACAGCAAGGCGUACCACAACCACCGAUGCCGCCGCCACAUCAAUCGAAUGGACCCAUUUAUGUUUCCACACAAUCACAGUUGCCGCCUGUUGUCGGUGGUGGUUUACCAACAUCAGCCAGUUCCAAUAGUGUCGUAUAUGCCAGUCAACCACAAAUCAUGGCUAAUGUACCCAUACCACCACAACCACCACAGCCACCAGCAAUGCCCAAUGGACCGUCAAUACAAUCCAAUGCAUAUGUUCAGCUAAAUGGUGUACAGAGUCAACAUGAGAGUCCUUAUGGUCAGGUGCCAGUUGCGCCGCCUAUGAUGCAACCACAAGCAAACAGCGUAGGUAGUGUACCCAUGCCACCACCUUUGAAUCGUAUGAGUAGCGGUGGUGGUCAACCUCCUGUUGCACCACCACCACCGUCAUUUGGUGGUGCACCCGUAAAUGCAAAUCCAAUGUUUAAUGGUGGUGCAGUAAAUGCUCCACCACCACCACAACCGCCCGCACCACCAGCACCACCGGCACCGCCUGCUAUGAUGGGUGGACCUGCUGCACCGCCACCUCCACCACCGCCGCCAAUGGGUGGUAUGCCAGCAAAAAAAGAGGAUCCACAAUCUGAAUUGAUGGGUUCAUUAGCAGCGCAACUACAACAAGCUAAGCUCAAGAAAAAUAAGACUGCUCCACCACCUACAGAAAAUAGUGGUAGCAGCACUUCUAGUGGUGGUAGCGGAAAUUACGGAACAAUUGGACCCAGCUCAUCUGGUAUGGCAUCGAUGAUGGAUGAAAUGGCUAAAACACUUGCACGCCGUCGUGCACAGGCAGAGAAGAAAGAACCGGAUGUGGAACCUGAAGUAAAACAACGACCUUGGGAAAAAUCAAAUACUUUACCACAUAAAUUAGGUUCUAAUUCAAAUAAUGCCAGUUCGAAUUCCAAUAGCACAUCGAAUGGGGGAAGCGAAUCACCACGACCUAUGCGUAAACGUUUUGGUAGUGCCAGUGAAGAAACGAUACUUAAGCAGGUCAAUGGAGAUGGCUUAUCAUUGGCAUUAUCUAGUGGCGAUUUAGAUACCCUUAAGGCUGAAAUUGUGCGUGAAAUGCGUCUGGAAAUACAAAAAGUUAAACAAGAAAUCAUAGACGCUAUAAAAUCCGAAUUCAAUAGAAGGAACGAAAUUUGAGGGAGAGGAAGUGAUAAAGAACGAAGGAAUUAAAAGAUAUAAUUAUUUAAAAAAUGAAGUUAUCUCAUAUAUUGUAUACAGUUUGUAAUUUAACUCACAGU
Teleopsis dalmanni is the source of this 3303-nucleotide messenger RNA. It is a transcript of the gene ena, whose product is annotated as protein enabled. The coding region runs from base 23 to 3202 and encodes 1059 amino acids. The transcript is spliced from 10 exons. The record is from RefSeq and is a predicted model, not a curated record. Gene Ontology annotation, molecular function: SH3 domain binding. Lineage: Eukaryota; Metazoa; Arthropoda; Insecta; Diptera; Diopsidae.